UGUUGGAAACCACUAAAUUUGCUAAAACCACGAGAAAUUAGUAAGCUUAAAUAUAGGCUGCUCAACAAUAUUCUACAACUUUUGAUCCGACCUUCUGACUAUUCAUCAAAAACGUGUCAUUUUGUUGACAAAAUAAAAAGCAAAGAAAAAAAAAAUCAAAUACAAGCACAAAUAUUACCCAACAUUUUGUUCUCUGACAAAAUUAUAACAAAAUCAUGUCUAUGAGAUCCAUUUCUGGAAAGAGGGUGAUGUCGUCGUUGAGAAUUGAAUUGGAAACAUUGAUGGAGGAUGAAGAAGAAUACAGCUGGAGAGAAGUGAAGCUUCCAUCUUUGAUCCCAGUUGUUCCAGAACCAGAACUCGAGAGAGAAACCGGUGAGAGAAGAAGAGGCCGAGAUAUCAUCGUAGCCGUCGAUCAUGGUCCCAAUAGCAAACACGCCUUUGAUUGGGCCCUAAUCCAUCUUUGCAGGCUCGCCGAUACACUUCAUCUCGUUCACGCCGUUUCCAGUGUGAAUAACGACGUCGUUUAUGAGGCCACUCAGCGGCUAAUGGAGAGUCUUUCUGUUGAGGCUUUUGAAAUCGCUAUGGUUAGGUCUGUGGCUCGGAUUGUGGAAGGAGAGCCUGGAAAAGUCAUUUGCAAGGAAGCAAUAAAGCUUAAGCCUGCAGCUGUGGUCAUGGGUACCAGAGGCAGAGGCCUCAUUCAGAGUGUUCUUCAGGGAAGCGUAAGUGAGUUUUGCUUCCACAAUUGCAAAUCAGCUCCAGUCAUAAUUGUUCCAGGCAAAGAUGCAGGAGAUGAGUCUUUGGUCUAAAAAACAUGUCUAGUCAGUCUAAUAUAGCUAGGGAGUUUUUUUUUUUUUUUUUUUUUUUGUUUUUAAGAUUGUAUUUAUUAUGGGUUGUAAAGAAGAUUGAUAUUUGUUUUGGCAUUCCAACAUGGGUGUCCAUCAUUAUGUUUUAGUUUUCAAAUUAAAAUGUAUGAUUGGUUUCGUUAAUUUGUAAUGAUAUUUGGUGGAGUUAAUUAGUAAUUCUUUUUCACAAGUA
Messenger RNA from Cannabis sativa, 1035 nucleotides. RefSeq names its product universal stress protein PHOS32. The record is from RefSeq and is a predicted model, not a curated record. The coding region runs from base 216 to 806 and encodes 196 amino acids. Lineage: Eukaryota; Viridiplantae; Streptophyta; Magnoliopsida; Rosales; Cannabaceae. The transcript is spliced from 5 exons.